CCUACUUGUGCCGAGAGCCUAGCUACAUUUACAACAAGUCUUAGGGAAGCAUUUCAGGUCCCAUCAAUUUAACUGCCAGCCACAGUAAAGUGGAGGAUUCUUCUCAGCAUUAUGAGCAGCAUGUUUCAGGAGAUUGUUGCCUUUUUUUUCUCUACUGCUGGUUGGAUACUGGAGUCUUCUACCUUGCCGACUGACUACUGGAAGGUGUCUUCAGAUGAUGGAUCAGUCAUUACCACAGCUUCCUACUGGGCAAAUCUUUGGAAGACCUGUGUGACUGAUUCAACAGGAGUAUCCAAUUGCAAAGAAUUUAUCUCGAUGCUGGCACUGGAUGGUUACCUCAUAGCUUGCAGGGCACUCAUGAUUUCCGCCGUCAUUCUGGGCUUUUUUGGCUCUAUAUUUGCCCUUGUGGGAAUGAAGUGCACAAAAAUUGGAGGAUCUGACAAAAACAAAGCGAGGAUUGCCUGUUUUGCCGGUGUGCAUUUCAUUCUUAGUGGCCUGUGCUCACUCUCAUCCUGCUCCAUCUAUGCGCACCGGAUAACAUCAGAAUUUUUUGAUCCAAUGUUUAUCGCGCAAAAGUAUGAACUUGGAGCUGCUCUCUUUAUUGGCUGGGGUGGAUCUGUUCUCUGUAUUCUCGGGGGCACCAUGUUAUGCUUCUCCAUUGCAGGUUCUUUUACCAGUAGCAAAAGAGAGGUAAACUAUAUCUACAGAGGCGCUGCCUCACAUUCUCGUAUCUCCUCCUACCCAAAAGGGCAGGCGAAGUCUGUAAAUCAGAGGCUAACUCCAGACAACAGCACCUCCUCCAGGAUCCAGCACUUUGAUAAGAAUGUUUAUGUGUGACAAAUGUGAAUACACUUUUGGUUAAAGCCACGGGUGGGUACUAGAAGAUAUAUUAAUUGUUAAUUAUAGCACAGUCUAUGUGACUUUGUGGUGUUGGUCAAACAACAGCUGAAUGUACUGAUAUUGAUUCAUAUCUCACCAGGAAAUCAGUGUCAAAUCCUUACAUGUUUUUUGAAGCUGGAUCUUUUUUUCUUUUUUUUUUAUGAUACAGUUUACUCUCUGGACUUGGGGGGGAUCAAUAAAUCAAAAACAUUUGGCCCACAACAGAGAUUUCUAAUCAAAUUCUUGCAUAAUUUUCUAUUUUUGGAGCUUUUUUAUGGCGAUGAGCACAUUCUCUUUAUGUACAAAAUUGGUUUUGUUGGUUAUGUCUUUAGCUGUAUGUAGCUUCUGCGUGUCUGUCAUUAAUCUGUAAUGACCGUAAUUAAAAUUAUGACAGACACCCAUUUAUCUUGUUGAAUAUGACGUAACCAUAAACAACUUUUGUAAUGUACAAACUUGUA
Messenger RNA from Neolamprologus brichardi, 1337 nucleotides. Its product is annotated as claudin-10-like. NCBI's taxonomy places the organism in Eukaryota, Metazoa, Chordata, Actinopteri, Cichliformes, Cichlidae. Gene Ontology annotation, molecular function: structural molecule activity. Gene Ontology annotation, cellular component: bicellular tight junction; membrane. The record is from RefSeq and is a predicted model, not a curated record.